AUGUGCAUUGAUUACCGCCAGUUGAACAAGGUCACCAUCAAGAACAAGUACCCGUUGCCUCGUAUUGAUGAUUUGUUCGACCAGCUGCAGGGUGCCAGGGUGUUCUCUAAGAUUGACCUGAGGUCAGGAUAUCAUCAGUUGAAGAUUCGGGACUCGGAUGUUCCGAAGACUGCAUUCCGGACUAGAUAUGGCCAUUAUGAGUUUCUAGUGAUGUCCUUUGGCUUGACCAAUGCGCCAGCAGCAUUUAUGGAUCUGAUGAACAGGGUAUUCAGGCCUUAUAUUGAUUCCUUUGUCAUCGUCUUCAUUGACGACAUCUUGAUAUACUCGCGUAGCCUGGGGAAGCACGAGCAACAUUUGAGAGUAGUGCUUCAGACCUUGCGAGAGCAGCAGCUGUAUGCUAAGUUCUCCAAGUGUGAGUUUUGGCUCGAGUCAGUGGCAUUCUUGGGGCAUGUAUAUUCCGAUCUCUAUGGUUGCUAUUUGACGUGUAAUCUGAAGCUUGAGCUGAAAAUCAAUGAUAAUCUCGGUUUUGUAACCAUUACAUGGCUUCGAAGUUUGUUUAAUGCACUUGUCAAAGCAUGA
Messenger RNA from Nicotiana attenuata, 579 nucleotides. Its product is annotated as RNA-directed DNA polymerase homolog. NCBI's taxonomy places the organism in Eukaryota, Viridiplantae, Streptophyta, Magnoliopsida, Solanales, Solanaceae. The transcript has 2 exons. The coding region runs from base 1 to 579 and encodes 192 amino acids. The record is from RefSeq and is a predicted model, not a curated record.